This is a messenger RNA of Perognathus longimembris pacificus (Pacific pocket mouse), 2799 nucleotides long. It is a transcript of the gene Trpv1, whose product is annotated as transient receptor potential cation channel subfamily V member 1. The record is from RefSeq and is a predicted model, not a curated record. Gene Ontology annotation, molecular function: calcium channel activity; protein binding. The transcript is spliced from 16 exons. Lineage: Eukaryota; Metazoa; Chordata; Mammalia; Rodentia; Heteromyidae. The coding region runs from base 262 to 2787 and encodes 841 amino acids. Gene Ontology annotation, cellular component: membrane. Gene Ontology annotation, biological process: calcium ion import across plasma membrane.
CCUAGGAAGUAGGAAGUGAAGCUGAGCUGGCUGUAGAGUUUGGAGGUGGAACUUUCUGCCCUGCCCAUGACAAGGGAGGUCAUUUGGAGAAGGUGGACUCACAUGGUAGAAUCCUGGUAUUUACAGGUCCUGCUUGGCACCUGAAGUUGAGCUAAGCAAGUUGAUGGGAUAGAUGGUAUGAGAAGAUUAGGCAGAAGAUGGCAGUGGAAGAGUAUGGAAGUAGUUGUGGUUGCAGUUUGAGCCACAGAGGAUCUGGUAAGGAUGAAGAAAUGGGCUAGCUUAGACUCAAGGGAGUCUGAGGGCCCACCCCAAGAGGACUCCUACCAAGAACCCCCAAAUGGAGACCCCAACUGCAAACCACCUCCAGCCAAGCCCCACAUCUCCACAGUCAAGAGCCAUACCCGUCUUUUCGGGAAGGGUGAGUUGGGGGAGGCAUUGCCUAUGGAUUGCUCUUACAAGGAAGGCAAGCUGGACUCUUGCCCAACCAUCACAGUCAGCUCUGCUGCCACCAUCCUCAGGCCUGGUGAUGGUCCUGCCUGCGUCAGGCAAUCAUUCCAGGACCCAGUCCCCACUGGUGUGGAGAAGCCCCUUAAGCUCUAUGACCGCAGGAGCAUCUUCGACGCUGUGGCUCAGAGUAACUGCCAGGAGUUGGAGAGCCUGCUGCCCUUCCUGCAGAAGAGCAAGAAGCGCCUCACUGACAACGAGUUCAAAGACCCUGAGACAGGGAAGACCUGUUUACUGAAAGCCAUGCUCAACUUACACAAUGGGCAGAAUGACACCAUCUCUUUGCUCCUGGACAUUGCCCAGCAGACAGACAGCCUUGAUGAGUUUGUCAAUGCCAGCUACACAGACAGCUACUAUAAGGGCCAGACUGCACUGCACAUCGCCAUCGAGAGACGGAACAUGGCACUGGUGACCCUCCUGGUGGAGAAUGGAGCAGAUGUCCAGGCAGCCGCCAAUGGGGACUUCUUUAAGAAGACCAAAGGACGACCUGGCUUCUACUUUGGUGAGCUUCCCCUCUCCCUGGCUGCAUGUACCAACCAGCUGGCCAUCGUGAAGUUUCUGCUGCAGAACUCCUGGCAGCCGGCAGACAUCAGUGCCAGGGACUCAGUUGGCAACACAGUUCUGCAUGCCCUGGUGGAGGUGGCUGACAACACAGCUGACAACACCAAGUUUGUGACGAGCAUGUACAAUGAGAUUCUGAUUCUGGGGGCCAAGCUCCACCCCACACUGAAGUUGGAAGAGCUCACAAACAAGAAGGGGCUCACACCACUGGCUCUGGCUGCUAGCAGUGGGAAGAUUGGGGUCUUGGCCUAUAUUCUCCAAAGAGAGAUCCAUGAACCUGAGUGCCGGCACCUGUCCAGGAAGUUUACUGAGUGGGCCUACGGGCCUGUGCAUUCCUCACUCUAUGACCUGUCCUGCAUUGACACCUGUGAGAAGAACUCAGUGCUGGAGGUGAUUGCCUACAGCAGCAGUGAGACCCCUAAUCGCCAUGACAUGCUCCUGGUGGAGCCCCUGAACCGACUCUUGCAGGACAAAUGGGAUAGAUUUGUCAAGCGUAUCUUCUAUUUCAACUUCUUCAUCUACUGUCUGUAUAUGAUCGUCUUUACCACGGCUGCCUACUACAGGCCUGUUCAUGGCUUGCCUCCUUAUGAAAUGAAAAACACCGUUGGAGACUAUUUCCGAGUCACUGGAGAGAUUCUGUCUGUAUCCGGGGGAGUCUACUUCUUUUUCCGAGGUAUUCAGUAUUUCCUGCAGAGACGACCAUCUAUCAAGACCUUGUUUGUGGACAGCUACAGCGAGAUGCUUUUCUUUGUGCAAUCCCUCUUCAUGCUGGCAUCUGUGGUGCUGUACUUCUGCCACCGCAAGGAGUAUGUGGCCUCCAUGGUGUUCUCCCUGGCCUUGGGCUGGACCAACAUGCUCUACUACACACGAGGCUUCCAGCAGAUGGGCAUCUAUGCUGUCAUGAUUGAGAAGAUGAUCCUGAGAGACCUGUGUCGCUUCAUGUUUGUCUACCUUGUCUUCUUGUUUGGAUUUUCCACAGCGGUGGUGACACUGAUUGAGGAUGGGAAGAAUGACUCUGUGCUGGCUGAAUCCAUGUUGCAAAACAGGCGGGGCCCAGGCUGUAAGGUACAACCACCUGACAACUACAACAGCCUGUACUUCACGUGUCUGGAGCUGUUCAAGUUCACCAUUGGCAUGGGUGACCUGGAGUUCACGGAAAACUAUGACUUCAAGGCUGUUUUCAUCAUCCUGUUACUAGCAUAUGUGAUUCUCACCUACAUCCUCCUGCUCAACAUGCUCAUUGCCCUCAUGGGCGAGACGGUCAACAAGAUCGCACAGGAGAGCAAGAACAUCUGGAAGCUGCAGAGAGCUAUCACGAUCCUGGACACAGAAAAGAGCUUUCUGAAGUGCAUGAGGAAGGCCUUCCGCUCUGGCAAGCUGCUGCAGGUGGGGUUUACUCCAGAUGGCAAGGACGACUACAGAUGGUGUUUCAGGGUGGAUGAGGUGAACUGGACCACCUGGAACACCAACGUGGGCAUCAUCAACGAGGAUCCGGGCAACUGUGAGGGCGUCAAACGCACCCUGAGCUUCUCCUUGAGGUCAGGCAGAGUUUCAGGGAGAAACUGGAAGAACUUUGCCCUGGUCCCUCUUUUGAGAGAUGCAAAUACUCGGGAGAGACACCUUUCCCAGCCUGAAGAAGUGCACCUGAAGCAUUUUACAGAGUCCCUGAAACCAGAGGACGCUGAGGUCUCCAAGGAUCCCGUGGCUCCAGGGGAGAAGUGAGGGAUGCCAUGC